Molecule: messenger RNA, 1305 nt
Organism: Scomber scombrus (Atlantic mackerel)
Lineage: Eukaryota; Metazoa; Chordata; Actinopteri; Scombriformes; Scombridae
Gene: sirt2
Product: sirtuin 2 (silent mating type information regulation 2, homolog) 2 (S. cerevisiae)
Exons: 16
Coding region: 126-1271 (381 amino acids)
Molecular function (GO): NAD+ binding; histone deacetylase activity, NAD-dependent
Source: RefSeq, a predicted model, not a curated record
ACAAACACGGACAAAAACAAGACGAGCUGAGAAUUAGCCGUGUGGCUCUUAACGUGUUAAAAGAGCGGAAUUAAAUACGUUGUCAGUUGGACCCUUGUUGUCGAAGGGUCUCAGUAGACGGAUAAAUGUCUGAUGCAGCAGGAGCUCCUAGAAGAGAAGAAGAGGAGGAAGUUACACCUGAACCAGAGGAGCAAUCAGACGACAGCAGUGGGGAGGAGGAGGCUGCAGGAGAAAUGGACUUCCUGCGCAACCUCUUUUCCAGCACCCUGGGCCUCGGAUCAGCGGAAAAAGUUCUGGAUGAGCUGACCCUGGAGGGAGUGGCGCAAUACAUUAAGAGUGGCAAAUGUAAAAACAUCCUCUGCAUGGUUGGAGCGGGUAUAUCCACAUCGGCUGGGAUCCCUGAUUUCCGCUCGCCUGGAACUGGGCUGUAUGCGAACCUACAGAAAUAUAACCUGCCCUACCCAGAGGCUAUCUUCCAGAUAGAUUACUUCAAGAAACAUCCAGAGCCAUUCUUUGCCUUGGCUAGGGAGCUUUACCCAGGACAGUUUAAGCCGACAAUCUGUCACUACUUCAUGAAGAUGCUGAAGGACAAGGGGCUCCUGAAACGCUGCUACACACAGAAUAUUGACACCCUGGAGCGUGUGGCCGGGCUCGAGGGAGACGAUCUAAUUGAAGCUCAUGGAACUUUUUACACAUCCCACUGUGUCAGCUUCUGUUGCCGCAAGGAGUACAACCUGGACUGGAUGAAAGAAAAAAUCUUUUCUGACGACAUUCCCAAAUGUGACAAAUGCAGCAGUCUCGUCAAACCAGAUAUCGUCUUCUUUGGAGAGAAUCUACCUGUCCGGUUCUUCACUUCAAUGAAGAUGGACUUUCCUCGUUGUGAUCUUCUCAUCGUCAUGGGGACGUCUCUGCAAGUGCAGCCGUUUGCGAGUCUCGUCAGCAGGGUUUCAAAAAGCUGUCCCAGGCUGCUCAUCAACAUGGAGAAGGCCGGGCAGGCUGACCCCAUGAUGGGGUUGCUUGGUUUUGGAGGAGGGAUGGACUUUGACUCAGAAAAGGCAUACAGAGACGUAGCUUACAUCAGUGCGUGUGACGACGGCUGUUUGGCUCUAGCUGACCUGCUGGGAUGGAAGGUGGAGCUGGAAGAGCUGGUGAAGCAGGAGCAUGCCAGGAUCGACAGUCAGGAGAAGCAAGAAAAGGCCGGCGCGAGCAAAGGAGCCGCAGCCAAGUCGAGCUCCUCAUCGGUGGCACCAGAGCCUAAAAAGGAAGAGUAACUAAUUAGAAAAGCUCCUCCCUUUUUCUUUAAAA